Suricata suricatta (meerkat) is the source of this 3508-nucleotide messenger RNA. It is a transcript of the gene RFX5, whose product is annotated as regulatory factor X5. The transcript has 10 exons. Gene Ontology annotation, molecular function: RNA polymerase II cis-regulatory region sequence-specific DNA binding; DNA-binding transcription factor activity, RNA polymerase II-specific. Gene Ontology annotation, biological process: regulation of transcription by RNA polymerase II. NCBI's taxonomy places the organism in Eukaryota, Metazoa, Chordata, Mammalia, Carnivora, Herpestidae. Bases 166 to 2019 code for a protein of 617 amino acids. The record is from RefSeq and is a predicted model, not a curated record.
GGAGGGGGAGACGCGGGGGAAGCCGUGGCGAGAUUAAGUAAUGAGAACUUGGGCCCAGUUUCUUCCUAGCCUUGGAAGGGCAGAGUGUGUUCCUAUCCUUUCUGACCUCCCAGGAAAACACGUUGAGGAGAAUCGGAGAACUUUGUUUUGUGCCCUCAUGCGGGGAUGGCAGAAGAUGAAUCUGACGCCAAGAGCCCGAAGACUGGGGGCAAGGCCCCCUCAGGUAGUGCUGAGGCAGGAGAACCCACCACCCUUCUUCAGAGGCUCCGAGGUACCAUUUCCAAGGCCGUGCAGAACAAAGUCGAGGGAAUCCUGCAAGAUGUACAGAAGUUCUCAGACAAUGACAAGCUGUAUCUCUACCUUCAGCUCCCCUCGGGGCCCAGUACUGGAGACAAAAGCUCAGAGCCAAGUACACUCAGCAAUGAGGAAUACAUGUAUGCCUGUAGGUGGAUCCGCAACCACCUAGAAGAGCAUACUGACACCUGUUUGCCCAAGCAGAGUGUUUAUGAUGCCUAUCGGAAGUACUGUGAGAGUCUCGCCUGUUGCCGCCCACUCAGCACAGCCAACUUUGGCAAAAUCAUCAGAGAGAUCUUCCCUGACAUCAAGGCCCGAAGGCUUGGUGGCCGGGGCCAGUCCAAAUAUUGCUACAGUGGCAUACGAAGGAAGACCUUGGUAUCUAUGCCACCCUUACCUGGACUUGACCUGAAGGGCUCUGAGAGUCCAGAGAUGGGCCCAGAAGUAACCCCAGCACCUCGGGAUGAACUGGUUGAGGCAGCCUGCGCUCUGACCUGUGACUGGGCGGAACGAAUCCUGAAACGGUCCUUCAGUUCCAUCGUUGAGGUCGCGCGCUUCCUGCUGCAGCAUCAUCUCAUCUCUGCCCGGUCUGCACAUGCCCAUGUGCUCAAGGCAAUGGGGCUCGCUGAUGAUGAUGAACACGCCCCUCGGGAGCGGUCCUCUAAAUCCAAGAAUGGUGUCGACAGCCUAGAGGUUGGAGCCCAUAAGAAACCAGAGAGACCAGCCCAGCCUCCUAAGGAGCUGGAACCCCGGGCUGGGGCUGGCGCCCCUGCGCGCGGAGAGCGGAAGAAGAGUGCAGUGGAGAGCCCAGCCCCAGCAGCCAAUAACCCACAGGUUACUGCCCUGGUGGCCCGGCUGCCUCUGCUCCUUCCCCGGGCCCCUCGCUCACUUAUUCCACCCAUCAGAGUCUCUCCACCGAUCCUGGCCCCCAAGCUUUCUUCAGGCCCUCUGAAAGUGGCUCUGCCCAGUAGGGCUGGGGGACCCCAGGCAGCCAUGCCCAUCAUUAACAUGAUCCUACCAGCUGUUCCUGCUUUGCCUGGACCUGGACCCGGACCUGGGCCUGGGCCUGGGCCUGGGCAAGCCCUGCCUGCGGUGCUUGCUCAGCCACGAGGCACAGAGAACAGGGAAGUAGGCAUAGGUGGUGACCCAGGAUCCCAUGACAAAGGUGUCAAGAGGACAGCAGACGUACCUGUGAGUGAGGCAACUGGGCAGGAUCCACCAGCUAAAGCGGCAAAGCAGGACACAGAGGAUGCAGGAAGUGAUGCCAAAAGAAAACGGGGGCGCCCUCGGAAAAAAUCUGGUGGGAGUAGGGAAAGAAACUCUACCCCUGACAAGUCAGCAGCUGCCAUGGACUCUCCCCAGCCCUCCAGGUUACCACGGGAGACGUGGGCCUCCGGAGGGGACCGCGACUCCACCAGAGGGUCAGGGAGGCCAGGGCCAGGGGGAGAGGCCGAGAAAGGGACGGCGCUUGCCCAGGGUCAGGAAGAUGGUGCUGUUUCCAGAGGAGGGAGGGGCCCUAGUUCCCGUCAUGCCAAAGAAGCAGAAGAUAAAAUUCCUCUGGUCACCUCAAAAGUGAGUGUCAUCAAGGGCAGUAGAAGCCAAAAGGAGGUUCUUCCAAAGGGAGAGGGAGACACCGCAGCACAGGGUAAUAAAGACUUCAAGGGGCACAUGCUCCAGAAUUCCUCAUCCCAUGAUGGGAAAGGUCCUAGAGCAACCCCCCCAUGAUAGCUACGUGGGGAAGAGGGUUUCUUUUCACGUUAACUCUGCCUGCCUAGUAGAAGCCCUUCUCUGCACCCGCUUCUUGUUUAGCUCUUUUGCUAAGGCAACUCAUUCUCCUGUAUAGACAGCUGAGGCGCUCUGUCCUCCACAGUGUCUGGCUCCUGCCUCUGACCUUAACAGCUCAAUACCCUUGGCUUUAGAGUCUUUGAUAAAUCUGCAGUGACUGUCUUACCUGGAUCUCUGUGCUAUCCUGUGGGAGGCUAGGGAUGGAGUAAGUGUGAUGAAUGCGUAGGCUAGGACUCUUGGUUUUAAAUCAAAGAGAACCUUACAAACUGGCUUCAAAAUUAAGACUUACUGGCUCAUGUAACUGUAAAGUCCAGAGGUAGUACUGGCUCCAGGAAAAGCUGAUGCAGUGGCUCAAAGUGUCUCAAAAUACCGAUUUUCCCCUCUGCUGAUGCCUUCCAUAGGAUCUUUUAAACCUGGGCCACCUUGAGGCUGCCAGCACUCCUGGGAUUACAUGGUUUCUCUAUUCUCUCUAACCCAAAGCGGGGUGGGGUUGGCGGGGCGGGAUCUUUGUGCCAGGAAUCCCAGCCGAAGCAUCAACACUGACUCUGAUUAGGCCCUCCUGGGUCACAUGCCCACCCCUACCCAAUCCCUGGAGCCAGAAGGAUGGCAUAUGCUAAUUUGUUCUUGCCACCUCUGGGAAUGUCUGGGAUCAGCCUCUUCAGAAUCACAAAGGCCCGUUCCUGGGGAGGCAGCGGACACCUGGCCAGGCUAGGUUGAGAUGAGCUACACCUGAUUUCCUUUUUUCCUCCCUGUCUUACAGUUUCCUUCUGGCGGCUAUAACCACUUCUUCCUCUUGUAGGAUCAGAAGGAAUGAGAGGGUAGUCCCUCUCCUUUAAGGGACUCUCUUUAGUCUCAUUUAGGUGACACUUCUUACAUUUCAGAGAUGGGGAACCCUCCCUUUCCUGUUUCUGAAUGUUCGUUUUCUCCACAUUCUGCUUCCCUAUACCGACCCUAGGGCCACUUACACCAAGUGGAGUGAAAGAUAUACUUCCUAGCCAUCUGAUUAAAUCCAUUCUGUAUCCACCAGGUGUCAGUCUCUUGUCAUACAUGUGUCAGGACUUAGCCAGGAUUGUGGGGUUUCGGCUAGGUGUGUGGCAGGAGAUAGCUCUGCAUAUGGGCACCGACAGGAAGGGGGCCCAGACAUUACGGUCUCCUUUGGAAAAGCAGUAAACCAACCAAUAUCCACUGAGGACCUACUUUGUCUUCUGCAUAGCAUAGCUUCUGUCAGGGAAUCUGGUUCUGCCCAGGAAAUAAAUUUUCUUCCAGGGAGACUUCAUUCGUUUCCACCAUAGCAUAUUUUUUAAAACUAUAAUAUGUAAUAUUUGAUAUAUAUAAAGAAUAUAUUUAACAUGAAUAAAUUAUGAAACAUAAUUAAAUGAAUACCUUUGACCCAUCACCCAAAUUAUACAUUAAAACAUUAGAAAUACCA